Glossina fuscipes is the source of this 2302-nucleotide messenger RNA. It is a transcript of the gene puc, whose product is annotated as dual specificity protein phosphatase 6. Lineage: Eukaryota; Metazoa; Arthropoda; Insecta; Diptera; Glossinidae. Gene Ontology annotation, biological process: protein dephosphorylation; negative regulation of MAPK cascade. Gene Ontology annotation, cellular component: cytoplasm; cytosol. Bases 21 to 1115 code for a protein of 364 amino acids. Gene Ontology annotation, molecular function: MAP kinase tyrosine/serine/threonine phosphatase activity; protein tyrosine/threonine phosphatase activity. The record is from RefSeq and is a predicted model, not a curated record. The transcript is spliced from 4 exons.
AGUCAUAGUAAAUAAGUGAAAUGAAAAUGCGAAUAAAAAGAGAAUCACCGUGUCUUUUGCUCAGAUUUAUGCCAAUUACCAAAGUUGAAUAUAAUAAAAAAUUGAAAGAUAACCUGGAGGCGCCAUGUGAAAAAGAUGUUACCACAUUUUCUCCUAGCGGUCGACCGUCAUUGUCACGAAGUUGCAGUAGUCCCGCAGUUUAUGAUAUUGAAACACAUCCCGCUUCACCGGUCUUUCCGCACUUACUAUUGGGUAAUGGUCGCGACGCUGACGAUCCCAGCAGCGUCGGGGCCAAUUGCGUUUUAAAUGUUACCUGCCAAGCCCCCAGUACAAAUCAUUUGUCGGGACUUAAAUAUAUGCAAAUACCCGCCAGCGAUACACCGCAUCAAAAUAUUAAGCAAUAUUUCCAGGAAGCUUAUGAUUUCAUAGAGGAUGCUCGUAAAACUGGUUCACGUGUUCUAUUACACUGUCACGCAGGCAUAUCACGCAGUGCUACUAUUGCAAUUGCGUACGCAAUGAUUUACAAAUCGUUAUCACUGCUUGAAGCCUAUAAAUUGGUUAAAAUAGCACGUCCCAUUAUAUCGCCUAAUUUAAAUUUCAUGGGUCAAUUAUUGGAGUUAGAACAAAGCUUACGUACAAGCGGAGUUUUGGAACCUCUCCCACCAACUUUAAAUCCCGCUAAUUCAUCUAGUCAAGGAACCAUUACAAAAGCUGGGAAAAAUGAUACCGAAAUGUCACAGCGUGAUAGUGAUGAUUGUGAGAAAAAUAUGUGCUCAUCGCGUCUAACCUCUUCUUCGAUGGAGUUAUGCGAUGAUGACAUGAGCAACAAUAUCGCAUCUAUGACGGCGACUGAUGAACCAAUUUCACCGAUAUCUACCCGUUCGUCUACCUCACUGACGCUAGCGUCAUCAGCGCUGACUUCUUCUGCCCGCCCAAUACGAUUUAAGCGUAAUUCUCCUGCAAAGCUGCGGCUUAAUUUACAAUCGAAUUACGCACCGAUACCCAAAUCAUUGUCCUGCAUGUCAAUACAUAAUGCCAGUACAAGUCCAGUGUGUAAAACGGCACCAGAUACGCCAUCUUCUUGUUGCGAGAUGUCAAUUAACAAUAGUGAAUGAAAAAAGUACUUAAGAUCGCACACACGUCACAUUGUGUCCUUCUCUUCUUCCCAAUAUAAAAAUUAUCAGGAAUUUGUGAGCUCUCAACGUUUUGCAUCGCAUUGGUUUUAAAUGCAAUUUUCAUUUCAAGAUUGCCUUUCAUAUCGGUAUUUGAGUUAAAGAGGACCAAUUUAAUGAUAUAUCACAUAACUAAGAGCAAAUCGGAUUCACUCACUGAAAUGAGAAAAUGUAACAAUCACUUCAAAUCGUCUGUUAAAUACACAAUGCAAUGCGUACGUUCAUGUACGCUUUUAAUUCAACUUUGAUGCGCUUCGUUCCUUUACUUUUGACGACUACAAGUAAAAAAUAGCUAGAAAAAUCAAAACAAGUUGUGCGUUUAGGACGAACGCCACGGGUUGAGCUCAUAUUGAAAAAUAAUGCAAAAUUAAUAAUUAAAUUAAAAUGAAUGAUGUAUUGAUGCAUACCACACAAAAAAAAAAAAAUUGACUAUAUCUCGGAUGGUUAACAAACCAAUAAUAGGAUGAAAAUGUAUGAGAGGAACACAGGAAAAGCCAAAAAUAUACAAAAAUAUGCUACUUAGUACAUGAAUGGAUUUAACCUCGUUAAAUCUGUUGGAAUAAACAAAACCCAGAUGUAACCUAUAGAUGCAAUCAAUUAUAAUAUUGGACAUCACCAUCUUCAUUGUCGUUUUUUAGCGCCGACAAAGCAAAUGAAAUUGUGAAAUUGUGCUUUGCUAUUUGAAUUUUCAAUGAAUCGAAUGUCAUUCUAAUGCGCCCAAUGCUUUAACAAUCAAUUACUCAUCGUCUAUAUGGCAAAUUAAUUAAGCAAGAGAUUUAGAUAUAACUUGAGUACAAAAUUAAAAAAAAAAAAAAAAGAAAAGAAAAAACUUUUGUUUUCAUUUUUCAAUUUUUUCUUUCUCAUAUCCACCAAUAUCCCAUAAGAAAUACUCAUCCGAGUCGGCUUAAGCUAUACAUCAUUUUUGAUAAAAAUGUCAUUGUUCGUCUGUAUAACGCAAAUAACAACAAUAAAAAAAAAGGGAAACUAAAUAAAAAAGCAAAAAGAGGAAUAAUUUCUCUCUCAAUAAUUUACGAUCUAUAUACAACAUAUCGUUUUGAAAUUUUGAAAUUUUAUACAAAUACCAACCAUAUAAACAUAUGGUAAGCAAAUCUAUACAAAAAAAAAAAAAA